UGCACACAUAAACAACACAAACUUUUCCUUUUCAUCAAAUUUGCAACUAAAACCUUUCAAUAAGAUGUCCCAAAAAGAUCCUUGUCAAAAGCAGGCCUGUGCGAUACAGAAAUGUUUACAAGCCAACAAAUACAUCGAAAGUCGUUGUGAGGAUGUGAUCCGAGCCAUGAAGAAGUGUUGCGAAGCGCAUGCAGGAGAAAACUCUGUGUGCUGUUCUGGAUUUACCAAAGACAUCAAAUCUACAAAGACAACAAUAACAUAGCAUGCGUUGAUAUAUUGGGGUGAUCUGUGGAGUCUUUACCUCGUGCAUUUAAGCAGAUAUUUAAUAUUUAUCAAAGAUACGUUGUGAAUGUGGAUUCAUCAAUGUCAUUCUCUACUCAAUAAAAAAAUCAAAUAAAUCAGAAGCUGCUUUAGAUGUAAUCAUUUUAUUAUACCCGGUAAUGCAUUUUAGUGCGAAUGCUUCAUUGAAACAUACUGUACGCCAUAGUUCAUUGCCUUUGUAAAUUUAAUUAUUUCAUCAGCAUAUGACCAAACUUCAUUUUAUGAAGUGACAUUAAUCACCAAUGAGAAAACAGUUUACAAGUGCUCGUUAAGAUUAUAUAUACACCAGGGAUUUGUGAAGGAAGCCAAUGAAAACACAUAAUAAAUCAUUUUUAACACAAAAAAAUGUACCUUUGUUUUUUAAAUCAUGUCUCAAUUUAUUACAACAAUGUACUUAAAGACGGCAAA
This is a messenger RNA of Triplophysa dalaica, 729 nucleotides long. RefSeq names its product C-x(9)-C motif containing 4 homolog (S. cerevisiae) (gene cmc4). The record is from RefSeq and is a predicted model, not a curated record. NCBI's taxonomy places the organism in Eukaryota, Metazoa, Chordata, Actinopteri, Cypriniformes, Nemacheilidae. The transcript is spliced from 2 exons. Bases 65 to 262 code for a protein of 65 amino acids. Gene Ontology annotation, cellular component: mitochondrial intermembrane space.